This is a messenger RNA of Plasmodium vinckei vinckei, 1599 nucleotides long. RefSeq names its product signal recognition particle receptor subunit alpha, putative. NCBI's taxonomy places the organism in Eukaryota, Apicomplexa, Aconoidasida, Haemosporida, Plasmodiidae. The transcript has a single exon. The record is from RefSeq and is a predicted model, not a curated record. Gene Ontology annotation, biological process: SRP-dependent cotranslational protein targeting to membrane. Gene Ontology annotation, molecular function: ATP hydrolysis activity; signal recognition particle binding; GTPase activity. The coding region runs from base 1 to 1599 and encodes 532 amino acids. Gene Ontology annotation, cellular component: signal recognition particle receptor complex; endoplasmic reticulum membrane.
AUGAUCGACGUAGUAAACAUUUUUAAUAAAGGAGGGAUUGUGUUGUGGUCAUACAACUUUUAUGAAAUUGAAGAUAAUAUUAUAAGGACAAUUAUAAAAACAGGUUUAAUAGAAGGCCAACAUGAAGAAUUUAGUAAUAAAUAUAAUAAAUAUUAUUCAAAAUGGAAAUAUGUAAACGAUUUAGACAUUGUAAUAUUGAUUGUAUAUCAAGGAAUUCAAAAUUCUGCAUAUCUUGACAACUUAUUUAAUAAAAUUAAAAAACAUUUUGUAAAAUUAAUUCCAAAAAAUUUUAAUGUGUUUGACCAUGAUUUGCCAAUUAAUUUUGAUAAACAAUUUUUAAAAAUAUUAGAAGAAUCAGACAAAGCAAUGGAAAGAUCAACUACUGAUUCGGGUACUAAAAAUAGUUCCAAUAAUAAAAGUGAAGGAGGAGAAGGUAAUGAAGAAAAUGAUUCUGAAGCAAGUGGAAAACGUGAUAAUAAAAAAAAUAAAACAAAAAAAAAUGCAAGAGAAUGGGAAUUAAAUAAAAAAAUAACAAAAAAAGAUAUUGAUAAAUUAGAUUAUUCAUCAAAAAAUGAAAAUAAAAAUAAUCCAAAUGAAAUUGUUAAAUUUGAUGAAGAGUUUGAUGAUUCAAGUGAUUCAUCAACAGGUGAAAAUAAAAAUAAUAUUAUGAGUCAAUUAAAUGAUUCUAUUUUUAAAAUGUUUUCGUCUAAUAAUACUAUUGAAGAAAGUGAUAUUGAACAAAUUUUACAAGAUAUUAAAACUAAAUUACUUUCAAAAAAUGUAGCUGUUGGAAUAUGUGAUGUUUUAAUUGAAAAUAUGAAAGAAAAAUUAAUAGGAAAAAAAAAAACUAUAUUUUCUUUGAAUGUUAAAAAAACUGUUUCUACUAUAUUUUCAGAUACUCUUCAAUCUAUUUUAAUACCUAAAGAUUCAGUAGAUGUACUUAGAUCAGCUUUAGAAGCAAAAUCUUUAGGAAAAUUAUAUUCCAUUUGCUUUUUAGGUGUAAAUGGGGUUGGUAAAUCUACAAAUCUAGCAAAAGUUUGUUACUAUUUAAAAACAAAAGGUAAUCUUAAAAUUAUGAUUGCAGCUUGUGAUACAUUUAGAGCAGGUGCAAUUGAGCAAUUAAGAAUACAUGCACAAUGUUUAGAUGUUCAUCUAUUUGAAAAAGGAUAUGGAAAAAAUGCAGCUGCUAUUGCUAAAGAUGCUAUUUCUUACGCAAAAAAAGAAAAGUAUGAUGUAAUUUUAAUAGAUACAGCUGGAAGAAUGCAAGAUAAUGAACCAUUAAUGAGAUCUUUAGGAAAAUUAAUUUUAAUAAAUAAUCCAGAUUUAAUACUUUUUGUUGGAGAAGCAUUAGUAGGAAAUGAUGCUAUUGAUCAACUUAAAAAAUUUAAUCAAACAUUAAUAGAUGCUACAUGUGAUACAAAUAAAAGAACCAUAGAUGGUAUCAUCCUUACAAAAUUUGAUACUGUCGACGAUAAAGUAGGUACAGCCCUUUCUAUGGUGUAUCUCACUGGAAGACCCAUUGUUUUUGUUGGUGUCGGACAAAAAUAUACACAUUUGAAAAAAUUUAAUGUCAAUAUGGUUGUCAAAGCACUAAGUUAG